AUCAAUAUCAUCUGCUAGACGGCGCACUUUAGAGAUGGUCUCGUGACUGUCAUCAGCUGAUUCAGCACCAGCUGACCUGAGGGGUUCCGGGUCGGACUUCGCUUCCUCAGUUUUCGCCGGUAGUGCGACGUUUUCGUCCAGACUAAGCGGUAAAUAAGGCUGAAAAAAAAUGUCUAUCAUGGACUUCCAGAUAGAUGGGCUGGUUGCCGCACCUUUCACCCCCAUGAAGGAUAAUGGGGAACUCAACUUGUCAUUGAUAGAGCCAUAUGUUGACUAUCUUGUGUCACAGGGAGUACUGAAUACAUUUGUUUGUGGGAGUACCGGGGAGGGUGCUAGUCUGUCCAUGGCUGAGAGAAAGAUGCUGGCAGAAAAAUGGGUGUCAGCAGGCAAGGGCAAGCUGACCAAUGUGAUUGUCCACGUGGGUGGCUGCAGCAUCACGGACAGCCAAGAACUGGCGCGUCAUGCAGAGAGUAUCGGUGCCCAGGCUAUCGCCUCCCUCCCAACCUGUGUGUUUAGGCCCACCACUGGGAAACAGGUAGCUGAACAGCUGCAGAUCAUUGGUGCAGCUGCCCCCAGUCUGCCACUGUUCUACUAUCACCUGCCAGACAUGUCCAAGGUCAACAUCAUGGUGGAGGACCUGUUUGAUGCGUUAGAGACAGUAAAAGUGCCGACGUUCCGGGGGUGUAAGUACACAGACUAUAACAUGAUGGACUUCGGACGAUGUCUGGUACACAGCAACGGGAAAUACAUCAUGAUGUAUGGCAGGGAUGAGCAAGGUCUGUGUGCUUUGGUGAUGGGAGCCACAAGUUUUGUGGGAAGCACCUUCAACUAUUCGGGUAAAGUCUAUAACCGUAUGCGGGCAGCGUAUGACAAUGGAGACCUCGAAGCAGCACGUAAAGAACAGUCCAUGUCUCAGGCCCUGAAACGCGCAAGGGUGCUAACUAACGGACCUGGGAUGGACAUUGGGCUUAACAAGUACAUCAUGAGCAUGGUCUCCGGGAUGGAUUUUGGGCCCCCCCGCCCCCCCAUGCAGCGCCGCUCGGAGGAAGAGUUGGCCAAGAUCAAGGCCAAACUCCAGGCCUGUGGUUUCUUUGAAGCCGUGAAGUAGAGCAUCCCCUUAUUCUUGCCACCGUUUGACAGCUGCACUGUGAUUGGAGGAGGAGUGUAGUUAUACUGUCAUAGGGUAAAAUAUGCUCCAAUCAGAGACCACGAGAGAUGGUAAACUACCAUGGCAUGUUUCCAGUAGCACUUCAAAUAUGGUAGUACCGUAUUUUGAAAGCCAUUGUGUGAUUGGCUGUUGAGUUAAUCGUGUCAAUGAUAGCUUCCAAUCAGAGAAUGGCAAUCUUCUGCAACAGAUCAUGCAAUCUGAAUGAAUACAGUUCAGAUUUGGAUGGCAUCUCACAGUUUUUAAGCUCUGUUUUUAACUUAAGUGCAAUUGUUGUCCGUGAUAUGUCUAGCAAAAGUAGGUGGCCUGUGAACCAAUUCUAAGUGCCUUAGAAUCAGUUCUUAGAUAGAAACAGGCAGUGAUUGGGACCAACACAGACACCAGCUUGUGUACUGUAACUGUAACUGCAAUAGAAAAGUUAAUAGUUUGACAUUAUCAUAGCCAUAAAUUGAAAAUAAUUAUCAUCCUCAAGUUAUAGCAAUCUUGUAAUUAUGUUUUCUCAAGCUUUGUUCAAUGAUAAAUCUCAGUAUAAAAGAAGACCAGAAUAAGUAACAGUUGUAUUUGCAAUGUUAAAGAUAUUUAGAUACAAGUUCAUAUAGCAUUUAUGCUAAACAUACAAGCAACACGGGUUGCUUUCAUUAUCUAUUGUGUCCAUUGACAACAUUGUGAGCUUUCAAUAAUACAUUUCUAUACGCUCACAAUAGUAAUCUUAUUAUUUGUGUUCUAGACACUUUUUACAUAAUUUUUAAUCUAAUUUUUGGUCACGUGUGUGACAACUAUGGUACGUCAGUUUUCUUGCCAAUUUUAUGUCAUUUUUUAUGAUGGCCGUUAAUUUUUGUGACUGUAUUUUUCAGAUUUUGUUAGCAAUUUUUAUGAUGUAAUUCAGUAGUAGGAUCCUUGUUGUGUUUUUUCAUCAACAAAAAGGAAUUAUAUGUACUUGGAUGAACUACUAGUGAGACAAUCAUUAUGUAAGUCUUCUCAACGUGGCAACUUUAACUGUUUAAUUAACAGAUUUAGUAAGAAUUUUACUUCUUCAAACAUACAUUUUUUACAAUGUACUAAAGUUAUGUUGUUAACCUUCUCCUUGCUGCCUAAUCCUGUAGCUAGUACAAAUUUGGUGCCAAAAAGCUACCUCAGUUUGGAGAGGGUUAAUUUUUAACCAUUUCACAGUGAAACUGUGACAAUGUACACUUUGGGUUAAGCAAGUAUAUGGCUGUAGCUGUACAUGGGUUGGUGCAGGUACACAAAAAAAUUUGUACCUAUGGUCUUUCGUAGAAACCACCAGACUGCUUUUUCCACCCCCAAAUCGGACUGGAUUGCUUUUUCCGCCAACCGGACUGGACUGCUUUUUCCACCAACCCGCUGUACAUGCUAACCAAUGAUGUUUUAAUGGCAGAAGUUGUCAAAUGAAGUAGUAUAAUUUUUACAUGUGUUUAACAUGUAUAUCAUAACUUAAUUUUACCACAUCUAUACGUACUCAUUAAUGUACAGUAUUACACCAUGACAAAGUUAUAAUAGUAAUUUAUCAAAACGUAGUAGUAACACUGAAUAUAAGCUUUAAAGGCAGAGUCUAUUUUAAAGAGAUGAAACCAACAUUUAGAUCUCAAUUGUGGAAAUAAAAGCUGUUACAAUUACAC
Molecule: messenger RNA, 2802 nt
Organism: Branchiostoma belcheri (Belcher's lancelet)
Lineage: Eukaryota; Metazoa; Chordata; Leptocardii; Amphioxiformes; Branchiostomatidae
Product: N-acetylneuraminate lyase-like
Exons: 12
Coding region: 170-1108 (312 amino acids)
Biological process (GO): N-acetylneuraminate catabolic process
Molecular function (GO): 4-hydroxy-tetrahydrodipicolinate synthase activity; N-acetylneuraminate lyase activity
Source: RefSeq, a predicted model, not a curated record